Molecule: messenger RNA, 1506 nt
Organism: Chaetomium globosum CBS 148.51
Lineage: Eukaryota; Fungi; Ascomycota; Sordariomycetes; Sordariales; Chaetomiaceae
Exons: 5
Coding region: 1-1506 (501 amino acids)
Molecular function (GO): iron ion binding; monooxygenase activity; heme binding
Source: RefSeq, a predicted model, not a curated record
AUGUUCGGCCUUACUGCCCUCAGCAUAGGGCUGGCUGUUGCCCUCUCAUAUUUGGUGCUCGAGUUCCCCCGGGUAAAUAACUCCGACCCGGCGCCGACAAACACAGGGAGCGUGCUAACCACCAACCAGCUGCACCAAAGUUGGCGAUUGUGGUCUUACCACUCGCAACUCCCACCGGGGCCCAAAACACUCAAGACCGGUAUUCGAAAACCAUGGUUAUGGUUCCUCGAACUAAACAAGCAGUAUGGCGACGUGGUAUACCUGCAGAUGGGCCCAACCCCUACCAUCAUCUUGGGCUCGGCGCAAGCAGCCUGGGAUCUGCUCGAGAAGCGCGGCGCCAUCUACUCGUCCCGGCCCCGCUUCAUUAUGGGCGGUGAGCUCCUAUCCAACGGCAUGCGUGGGUUGAUGGCCCCCUACUCCAACUUCUGGCGCCGCUGGCGGAAGUUGCUGCACAGCGGAUUCAUGCAGCGCCAGAGUGAGACGUACCGGCCGAUCCAGGCACUUGAGUCGAAAGUGCUCAUGCAUGAGCUCCUGACUAACCCCAAGGACUACCGGACGCAUCUCGAACGUAUCCCUGGAAAGUAUGCCGUCGAACGCUACCCAGCACUCAAAUACAUACCUGCUAUGUUUGCUCCGUGGAAGGCCCAGGUGCUGGAGCAGCGGAAGAAGGAUAUCCAGAUGUACACUGGUCUCAUGAACGAUGUCAAGAAGAGGUUGGCGGCGGGUUCACUACCGAACUGCUUUGCCAAGCAUCUUCUCGACGAGCAGGAGAACCUCGGCAUGACCGACUUGGAAGUAGCUUACGCCGCGGGUACCCCUUUUGGUGCGGGCGUGGAAACAUCUGCAGGUUCGCUGGCUAGUUUCUUCCUCGCGUGUGUUAAGUUCGGCGACAGCUUCAUCCCCAAGGCGCAGGCCGAGCUCGACAGGGUUGUAUGUGGUGACAGGUUACCCACGUUUGAUGACUUGGCUUCUCUGGAGUAUGUGCGGGCCAUUGUCUCGGAGACUCUCCGAUGGCGACCUGUGGCCGUCCUUGGUGGCACACCACAUGCAACGACGGCCGACGAUGUGUACAAGGGCAUGUUCAUCCCAAAGGGCAGCACGAUCAUUGCGCCGUUGUGGAGCAUCCAUCUGAACGAGGAAGACUUCCCAGAUCCGCACAAGUUCCAACCAGAACGUUUCCUCGGGGAGCGCGAGUAUCCCGGUAAUCUAGGGCACAGCGCAUUUGGCUGGGGCCGCCGCAUCUGCCCUGGCCUGCACCUGGGAUCCGCUUCCGUGGCCAUAAAUAUUGCCCGGAUAUUGUGGGCGUUUGACGUCAGGCCUGCUCUAAAUGUCAAAGGGGAAGUGGUUGAUGUCGACAUUUUCGCCUUUUCGGACGGGUUCAACUCGAGUCCCCUGCCAUUCGAAUGCUCCAUCAAGCCCCGUUCAGAAAGGCAUGCGCGUGUGAUCGAGAGCGAGUACCAGGAAGCCUGCGGAGAGUUGCGUCGAUACACUGCAGCGGCAAACUAA